Messenger RNA from Candida dubliniensis CD36, 222 nucleotides. Its product is annotated as U2 snRNP complex subunit YSF3. Gene Ontology annotation, cellular component: precatalytic spliceosome; U2 snRNP. Gene Ontology annotation, biological process: mRNA splicing, via spliceosome. Lineage: Eukaryota; Fungi; Ascomycota; Pichiomycetes; Serinales; Debaryomycetaceae. The transcript has a single exon. The record is from RefSeq and is a predicted model, not a curated record. Bases 1 to 222 code for a protein of 73 amino acids.
AUGGCUGAUAAAAUUAAAGAAAAAAAUCAAUACCAUUUAUUGAAAUCAAAAUAUCCUGGUGUUGGUGAUCCAGAUACUACAAGAGAAGAAUUCUUAACCACUAUACAUAAUGAUACAAUUGGUGCUUUGGCUCAUCACCACCACCUACUUUUAUACAACUCACUAAUAACAAAUGAACAUCCGUAUCAAUUAAAACAAAAGUUUAUACGAAAACUAAAAUAA